GAAACACUGUCAGGUUUUAUCUUCAAUCGCAACCGCUCUAGGAUGAGUUAUACAAAUCCAGGACCGGUUUGUAUAACUGAUCCCUAUCUGAACUAUUGAGUAUACAGCUCUAUAUACAGUAUACACUAUAUUGAGUAUACAGUAUACAGGAUCAGCUCUAGGAGAGUUUGUGACACUAUCGUUGUGCUGACUGCCUGCCUCAAAUAACCUUCUGUAGUUCUACUUCCGCAGUUUCUUUUUUUAUGAAAAAGCGCCGUGACUAGGGCACCCAGCAUCAUGGCGCUAAGUUUAACGCCGCUCGUUUGUUUCCAGAAUUUUAAAUUGCGUUUGCUCAGUCGUGCUGUUUUACAAAAUAAUUUAAAUACUCACAUUAUAUGUGGCUUUAGUACUAGUACUCUAACGUCACUGAGGGGCAAUGCGUGUGCAUGUCCAGUUUUCUCGGUCCGUGGAUCACAUGCACCGGUCAACAAGACUCUCGCGUGCAGGGCACUCCAGAAAAGCCUUUUGCGUUACAGCUACAGAUCACUCAAUUCAACUCCUCCGCCACCAAAGUCUGGCAACAAAUGGAAGAGAAAAGCUGGGCCAGUGACGUGGAAGUCUUUAGCAGUGACGUUUGCUAUCGGUGGAGCGCUCCUGGCGGGGAUGAAGUACUUCAAGAACGAAAAGGAGGAGUUGAUUGAGAGGGAAAAGACACGGUCACUGGGGAAGCCAGCUCUCGGCGGCCCCUUCUCGCUGGUCGACCACAACAAUCAGCCCAAGAAGAGCGAAGACUUCCUGGGCCAGUGGAUCCUGAUCUACUUCGGUUUCACACACUGUCCUGACAUCUGCCCAGACGAGCUGGAGAAGAUGAUCGAAGUGGUCGAUGAAAUCGACAGAAUACAGUCUCUACCGAACCUAACUCCACUGUUCAUUACAAUUGACCCCGAUAGGGACUCUCCUGAGGCCAUAUCAACCUAUGUGAAAGAAUUCUCUCCCAAGAUGAUUGGUUUGACUGGGACAAAGGAGCAAGUGGAGGCAGUCUCCCGUGCGUACAGAGUGUACUACAGUCAAGGGCCCAAGGACGAGGAUAACGACUACAUCGUGGACCACACCAUCAUCAUGUACCUGGUGGGCCCGGACGGGCGCUUUGUGGAGUACUUCGGCCAGAACAAGAAGAGCGCGGAGAUCUCCUCCUGCAUCGCCUCACACAUGAGGAAGCACAGGCAGGGCAAGUAGGGCUGGCCAUGGCUUGCCGCUCUGCAAACGCGCACUUCCUGUGAGCCGCUCACACACUUCCUGUGCGCUCAACAUAGACUGCACAUAUUUGCCUUCAACCUAUCCAGCAUCACUCUUUCUUACAAUUUUGUUUUAUUCAGUGUUUGAAUUGUUUAAAAAAAACAACAAAAAAAACAGAUGACAUUCCCAUCCCUUCUAUGUAUCAGGUUUAUUAAUGAUAACUGACAGCUGGAUGAGAAUAUUUUGGUUUUAUGAUGAGUCGGUUGGCAGUGGAUUUUAAGUUAUUUACAUGUGUGUGCUUGUGUUUUCCAUUGAAAGAUUUGGAAGACUUGUCGCAGCUGAUUUUGGCAACUAAUGAACAGUACAGGCUGAUUGUGAUGUAAUACUGAUACCACUUUUUUUUCAAAUCAAAAGUUUACAAAUGAGGAGGUUGCACGUCUAAACAGAGUACUCUGUGGACUGUCUUUGACAGCACAGGGCACACUACAGACAGGACAACAGUCCUACAGCUUGGACAGUGGCAGGUUGGCAUUGUUUGACUAAAGCAAUCAAGGUUCAUAACUUUGUGCAGUUUUGUAACUGCACACAAAAUCUGACUGAACAUUCUUCAUAGACACUCCCACUUCCUCAAUGGCGAGAUCCUGUUUUAUAAUAUAAAGAUUUUGACAUUUGAAGAAAUAAUUAUUGUUGAAAUACAUUUGGUGGGCGGCACUGAUCCUAUCCCUAAAAUAGGAACUGAACCAGACAAAUGCAUAUCUUCCACAAUAAAAAAAAUGAAUCCAAACGAUGUCAUUGUACUACAAUAAAUAAAAAAAGGCUUCAACCAUAAA
Molecule: messenger RNA, 2045 nt
Organism: Anguilla anguilla (European eel)
Lineage: Eukaryota; Metazoa; Chordata; Actinopteri; Anguilliformes; Anguillidae
Gene: sco1
Product: protein SCO1 homolog, mitochondrial
Exons: 7
Coding region: 277-1215 (312 amino acids)
Biological process (GO): mitochondrial respiratory chain complex IV assembly
Source: RefSeq, a predicted model, not a curated record